This is a messenger RNA of Xiphias gladius (swordfish), 1545 nucleotides long. RefSeq names its product heat shock protein b8 (gene hspb8). Bases 304 to 972 code for a protein of 222 amino acids. Lineage: Eukaryota; Metazoa; Chordata; Actinopteri; Istiophoriformes; Xiphiidae. Gene Ontology annotation, molecular function: protein homodimerization activity. The record is from RefSeq and is a predicted model, not a curated record. Gene Ontology annotation, cellular component: cytoplasm; protein folding chaperone complex; nucleus. Gene Ontology annotation, biological process: cellular response to unfolded protein. The transcript has 3 exons.
UCACCGUCUGGGAAACCGGGGUCCGGUAUAAAACCCGCCGCCAGAAGGAGUUAGGUCAGUUCACUUGGAGGUCUAAGAAACUUGAUGCGCGCCUCGGCCGUUUGUUGUUGGAUCGAAAAGGGGACUGAUUUGCGUGACGGUGAUGCGCGUAAUCCGAAAGAGAUAAAGUUUUACCACAGAGGCGUAGGGAAUUUCUGAUUCAAAAAAACAAGAAAAGAAAAGAAAAGAAAAGAAAAAACUUUUGGUUGCGGGUUGCUUUGGUACAAAAAGGCGAACUCUUUCUGGUUUUGAACUCAGCUGGAUAUGGCAGAGGGAGACUUCUACACUAUGGGAAGCCGGCAGAGGUUUCCCAGGGAUCCGUUUGGAGAGUCGCCGUUCAGGGACCAGUCUCCGUUCAGGGAUCAGCUCGCGUCUCGGUUUAUGGACGAUGACUUUGGGAUGCCGCCGUUCCCCGACGACCUGUCGAUGGACUGGACGGGCUGGGCUCGGCCGGGCCGGCUAAGCACGCGCCUCAGUUCCUCGCCCUUCGGCGGCAGCUUACGCUCAGGCUUCCCCCAGCGCCAGUCCACGGGAGGCCCCGCGCUGUACACCAGCAGGUACGGGGGGGAGCCCUCCUCCCGGAGCUCCCCCACCACCACCGGGGGGGAGCCCUGGAAAGUUUGCGUGAACGUCCACAGCUUCAAACCAGAGGAAUUACACGUCAAAACGAGAGACGGGUUUGUAGAAGUGUCAGGGAAACAUGAAGAGAAGCAGGAAGAAGGAGGCAUAGUGACAAAGAAUUUCACAAAGAAGAUACAGAUCCCAGUGGAUGUGGACCCUCUGACAGUCUUCGCCUCUCUGUCCCCUGAGGGCGUCCUCAUCAUCGAAGCUCGGCAGACGCCUCCAUAUUACCUCUUCAGCAACGAGGGCUCGCCGGCUGGCGAAACGCAGGAGGUGGAGGUCCCCAAGCCCCAAGAGGCACCCAUGGUCUAAACCCCAGCCAUCUGACUAACAUGACAGAUCACCCUGCACAAUCAAUUACAAGUUUGAAAAGAUAUUUGUGGCCUUCAGCUUCAUGUUGUUACAAACCUGGAAAUAAAAUGUGCAAGAUAUACUAGGAGAUUGGUAAGUCCAGUUGUUCAUGUUAAGGCUGCACCAGGCAGGACUUUUAUGUAGAAAAUAUAUAUAUUUUUACAAGCCUUAACAAUGAAGAGCCUCAUCUUCCCACUAAUGGAGAUACCACAGAUUUUUCCCAAGUAUUACCGAAUGAUUCACUUUUCAUUUGCUUCUCUACCGGGCCGCAGCUAACAGUUAUUUUCAUUAUUGGCUAAUCUCCUGAAUAUUUUCUCAAUUAUGUGUGUUUGUCCUUAAACCAUCAGAAAAUUGUAAAAACUACAGUCACUUUUUCCCAAAGCCCAAGGUGGAGGUGUCUUCAGUUACCUCAUCUUGUUUGACCAGAAGACUGAAACUAAGAUUCACAAAAGAGAAAAUGGAACCAGUUGAUUUUUUCUUUCUUUUUUUUUUGAUUUUUUUUUUUUUGUGGCAUUUUUGUUUAAGAAAAUGACU